AUGGAGUCUUCGGUUGGGUUUUUGCUCCUGUUUUCUCUGCCCGGAAUUCGUUCCCUGGGAGAGAUGGCCUGUCGGAUAGCCGUGGAGCAGAACGUCCAGGUGACAUAUCUGUACCGCUGUGCCAGCUGUCCAGCUUCAUUUGAUCCUGAGCACUCUGCUCUAGAACUGGAGCUGUAUCGCUGCGUGGGUAGUCGACUGCCAGUGGUCACAAGGAACAUCGAGGCCCAUGAGCUUGAGCCAUUGCGCUCCACGGAUAGUUUGAGUAUCUUCCACAUCGUAGCGGGCGAAAAGGGUGAUGCCCUGGUUCGCCGAAUCCUGGAUAUGCUGAAUCCCCGCCAGCCACGCAAACAUCUCCACAAGUACAUAUUUAUUUGGCCCGAUGCCAAGCAGGAUCAGCUAUUGACUCUCUUCCGGGGAAGUUGGGCCAAGCAACUGCUCUACGGAUUGGCCAUUACCCAUGCAGGUAAUGGCUUCUUCGACUUUGACCCAUUUGCAUUGGGGGGUCUGCGAGUGAUACAGCGGUCGGCAGGGGAUUCGUAUUACCCCCGUAAGAUGAAGGACUUAAGGGGUUAUCCUAUGCGCUUCUCCAUGUUCAAGGAUCCUUUGAUGGCGGUGCCCAGCGAUCCGGUGGAGAGUGCUGGCUAUAAAGCGGUGGAUGGAGUAGCUGCCCGAGUGGCCGCCCGGAUGUUAAACGCAUCCGUAACCUACGUCCUGCCAGCGGACAACGAAUCCUACGGCCGCUGCCUGCCUGACGGGAACUUCACCGGAGUGGUCAGGGACCUGGUUGGUGGUCACACCCACUUUGGACCCAACUCCCGCUUCGUGCUCGACUGCAUCUGGCCGGAGGUGGAGGUGCUGUAUCCGCACAAACGUCGCACACUCUACUUGGUGGUUCCCGCCUCCGAAGUUCAACCGGAGUACCUGAUCUUCGUGCGCGUCUUUCGGCGAUCCGUGUGGCACCUGCUGCUGGUCACCCUUUUGGUGGUGGUGCUUCUCUUCUGGCUAAUGCAAAGACUUCAGAAGGGGAUUCCCCGGCGACAAGUUAACCAGUUUCAGGCCACCUGGUAUGAGAUUCUUGAAAUGUUCGCAAAAACGCACGUGGGCGAGCCGGCAGGACGACUCUCGUCGUUUAGCUCCAUGCGCACCUUCCUCAUGGGCUGGGUCCUCUUCAGCUACGUUCUGACCACCAUUUACUUUGCCAAGCUGGAGUCCGCAUUCGUGCGACCGAGUUAUGAGGCGCAGGUCGACCAGGUGGAUGCACUCGCCCAUCUGGAUGUGCACGUCUUCGCGGUGACCACCAUGUAUGAGGCAGUGAAGCCUGCCCUGUCGGAACACCAAUAUCGCCUGCUGGAGAAUCGUAGUCGCCAGUUGCCAUUGGGUCUGACUACAUCCUAUUACCAACUGAUGGUGAGCCGUCGAGAUCGGCGAGCGGCCUUCAUUAUGCGCGAUUUCCACGCCCGAGACUUCCUGGCCCUCACCUACAAUUCCCAGACGGAGCGACCCUCAUACCACAUCGUCAAGGAGUACCUGCGCUCCAUGAUCUGCACCUACAUCCUGCCCAGAGGAUCGCCCUUCCUGCAUCGCUUCGAAUCGCUUUUCACCGGCUUCCACGAGCACGGAUUCUUCGAGCACUGGCGUCAAAUGGAUUUGAUCACCCGGGAUGGAACCUCGCCGAAUGCCGAGGAGUUCUACGAGGAUCUGGGAGAUCAGACGGACACGGAUCCGGUCACCAACGAGGCGGCAGUGCGACGCAAUAAGCGGGUUGUCCUCACCCUGGACAUUCUGCAGGGCGCCUUUUAUCUCUGGUCAGUGGGCAUUGGACUGAGCUGCCUGGGAUUCGCCCUGGAGCAGGUCCAUCACUUUUGGAGGAUACGGAGCCCAAGAAUUUUAGCUGAAUCCAGAAAUUCGUUGAAAAACCUCUAA
Messenger RNA from Drosophila rhopaloa, 1923 nucleotides. RefSeq lists its product as uncharacterized. The record is from RefSeq and is a predicted model, not a curated record. The transcript has a single exon. Gene Ontology annotation, molecular function: ligand-gated monoatomic ion channel activity. Gene Ontology annotation, cellular component: membrane. NCBI's taxonomy places the organism in Eukaryota, Metazoa, Arthropoda, Insecta, Diptera, Drosophilidae. The coding region runs from base 1 to 1923 and encodes 640 amino acids.